ACACUAGCCCGAAGAGAACGUUACAAGAUUGUUACAUAUGUUACACAUCCAUGGGUGUUUCGUGACUCUGAGACAUCAUCUGCUCUUGUGGUCAACUCCGAGGAAACCUUUUAUCCUAAGCCUGCAUUACAACCAGGACAACAAGUGUAUGGUCCAGCAAGUCCACGCUACAUCAUAGCCAACAUUUGCAUACCUCUGUACAGCCUCAAGGAUAGAGCAGCACAGGUUGUGUGGUCUUGUCUGCACAGACCCUCACAAGCUGUGUUCUCUCCUGGAAAUUCCCAACAGUUCUUAAUGCUUACACUAGCUAAGUGGCCAAACUGUGGUAGUUUAAACAGAGGUAACCCCAUACUAAGAUAA
This is a messenger RNA of Cherax quadricarinatus, 360 nucleotides long. NCBI's taxonomy places the organism in Eukaryota, Metazoa, Arthropoda, Malacostraca, Decapoda, Parastacidae. The record is from RefSeq and is a predicted model, not a curated record.